AGAGAAAAAUCUAUACCAGGACUGUGCCUUACACAAACUAGCAGUGAAGCAUAGCUUGCGCCCACCUGUUCAACACAUCCAAAUGCGUAGACGGGGAUACAAGUGUGAGCGUUCAAAUGACGUGCAUUCCACGCCCACUUGCGUAAACACCCGCCCGUGGCGGUAAAAGGCGGUGUGUGGGCGUGGGGAGAGUGAAAGAAGACAGUGGGCGUGUGUGGGAGAGAGAGCACGUGGGAGUGGACACAUGAUGCUCCCAUGGACGUCAUAUGGUACCCCUCCCUUCGAUGUACCACCAGACUGACACCGGAGGAGAAGUAUGGACGCUUUAAAGGUCUGACCAACGUUAUUAUGAAGAAGGCUGUUCCUCCUUCCUGUGUUCUUCAGCUCGAUCAGGGAGAUUGUGUUCACUUCCAGGGCCAUACUGGGCUGGGCAUCAUGAUCAUCGAGGGUAAACAUGCAGAAUACGGCAACGGUAUUUUCAUCUCCGACCUACAGGAAGGAUCAGUAGCUGCUGAGGCUGGACUGCUAGUAGGUGACAUGAUCUUGUGCGUCAACAAGGAAGAAAUGGUUGGUAUUGAUUACGACCAAGCCACAAGUAUCCUCAAAAAAACUGAGGGUGUCAUCAAUAUGUGGGUAGCCAACGCUGCCAGAGGGAAGGAUGGCAAGGUUCCAGAGAAAGAGAAGGAGAAAGAAAAGGAGAAAGAGAAGGAUAAGGAGAAGGAUAAAGAUAAAGAAAAAGAAAAAGAAAAAGAGAAAAAAAAGCCAGAUGUGCCACCAAAACCAACGUUGGCCCCCAAACCUGCCCUUCCUGCCAAACCCCCUUUGCUCGCCGCAAUGUUGCCUGCAUCGGUACCUGUUUCGUUAAUGGAUGAACCUGUCAUACCCUCCUCGCCCCCAUUACCCCCUACUCGACUGGCACAAAUGGACCGAUUACCUUCACAUGCCCAAACAUCCAUAACAUCCACUACUUUGUCAACUUCAUCUACGUCUUCUCCAUCCUCGCUUCCUUCUACAGAGGAGAAACCUCAGGACCCAGCAACUGCAGAGAUCCGGCCAGGCAAGGAAACAACUAUAGAGAUUGUCAAGGAGAAGAUGGGACUUGGUCUAUCCAUUGUGGGAGGCUCAGACACACUUCUGGGUGCUAUAAUUAUCCACGAAGUCUAUCCUGAUGGUGCAGCUGCUAAGGAUGGACGACUGAAACCUGGUGACCAGAUUCUGAAUGUGAAUAAUGAAAACUUUAGAGAAAUAACUCACCAGAAGGCUCUGAGUGUCCUACGGCAGACUCCCUCAAAGGUGAAAAUGGUGGUUUACCGUGAAGAAGGAACGCAAAAGGAAGAGGACCUCUAUGAUACUAUCACCGUCCAGCUCACCAAGAAGUCUGGGAAGGGCCUGGGCCUUUCAAUAGUUGGACGCAAGAAUGGACCUGGUGUUUUUAUAUCUGAUGUGGUUCCAGGUGGUGUGGCAGAAAGUGAUGGUCGGCUAAUGCAAGGCGAUCAGAUUUUGGAGGUAAAUGAUAAGGAUCUUCGCCAGGCUACACAAGAGCAAGCGGCAGCCAUUUUAAAGUGUGCACCAGGUUCAGUUUCCAUGAAGUUAGGGCGACUUAAGGCUGGCAAGAAAGCUAAUUCUAAUAACAAUGCGAACAGCACUUGGCCAGUAACAAUAAGUGACAGUUCCCCAGAUAGCUCCAGCAGUCCACCUACAGAGCCACCUGUUCCCAUUCCUCGCACACAUCUCCCUUCCCUCCACCAGCCACAUCACCUCCCAACAAGACAGCCACCACAUUCACCACUUGAGACUCAGGAACCAUUGGGAAUAAGGACAAUCUUGCUAGAAAGGCGAGAAGAUGGUCUUGGUUUUUCCAUCGUCGGAGGCUUUGGAUCCAUGGGAGAUCUCCCCAUAUACGUGAAAAGUGUGUUUGAACGAGGUGCCGCAGCUCGUGAGGGAUCCCUAAGACGUGGGGAUCAGAUUCUGGAAGUGAACAGACAAUCUCUUGCUGGCCUGACCCAUGCCGAUGCAGUGGCUAUUUUAAAAGAAGCUCGUGGUUCAGUUGCACUUACUAUUUUGCCGUCUAAGUGAAAAAUGUUCAUUUUUUUAUUUUGAAAUUUUGGUGUAUUUAAAUUGUUACAAAUGAAUGGCUCUGUAGAGUGAUAAACUUUUAACAGUCCUUGCUUAUAAGUCUUUGUUAUUAAUGACUUGAAGGCUUAUUUGCAAUGUCAUGUUAAUAGUAAUGCUAAUUGUGGUCAGUUACUAAUGCUUUCAUUGAACACAUACGAUGGGACUCAAAAAGUUGUUGUAUUGCUGAUAGCAGUACCAACUAAAUUGUUCGCCUGUAAGUGUAGGACAGUACUACACCAAUGUGUGGCCUUUAGAGAUUGUGGUAGUUUUCUAUUGAAUUUGUUUUCAUGUAUGAGUAUUUUGAUUUAAAUUGUUUUUUCUGACCACCUUUAUCCCCCUUUAGUAAGUGCAGCAGGCCUUCCUAAGAAAACUAGCGUUUUCUUGUGUAUUGUAGAAUAUGCGAAAGGUACAUAGGCCAUUGAAGAGGUUUUAUGAAUUUUGGUGAUCCAAGCAUUUUCUGGACAGGAAGUUGCUGUUGCAAGUAGGUAAUACAUGUAUCUUUCAUUGUUAGGUAUAUCAUUCGUUGGGUUUAGUAACAGGUAACUGAGCAUCCUCUCUGCUUAGGUUAACUGAACGUAAGAGACCACAUACUUGAUUAUGAAGAAUAUUUGUAAUAUUGAUCUUGAAAAUCAGGAAAUGCUUGGAGCAGCCAGUGUGUGACAUUGAAUAUUCAUUAAUAGAAUUGCAGUUUUUUUUUUUAGGAUGGGUUAUAAUGGGGACAGGUGAAUUAAAUUCUGAAGAUUAUACACGAACAGCAAAUAAUGGAAAUGUGAUUUUUGGGCCUCUUAACAGGUCAUUUGUGAUUUAUAUAAAAAACAUACAUUUAAUAAUCUAAGAAAAAAAAACACUUGAACAAGGAAAAACAAUUGGCAAUAUAAAUACAAAAUGUCAAAAUGGUGUAUACAAUUUGGAGGAGCUGUAAAAUUUUCAUUUCUAAUCUCUGAAAAGAAAUGUAUUUUGAUUACAUAUGUAAAAUUUCUUUGACAGACUGUCAGUUUUACUGCAGUGUAUGUGUUUAUAUAUAUACUGUUAUAUACAGACAUACACAUUGCAGUUUUAAAUAAAUGUAAUAGUAUGCAUACAGUUAGUUGGCUAGAUACUUUGCAAAGUCUAUACAGCAUAUCAGAUUUAUAUUGGUAUUAUGUGCAGGCUUUUAAGCCAUUUGUUUUCUAUAGGACACUUCAUAGUCUACCUUCAUGUUGUUGACUGCUUGAUUACAGAAAACCUGGUUAAUCCAAACUUUAGUAGUUAAUGCAACUAAUUUUUUUUAAAUCAUAUAAUGUUUUAACAGCAAUUGGUCAGUUGGGAUAAACCAGGUUUUGUUACAUCUGUUAUCUAUUGUUAUGAAUUUACUUCUUGAUUCUGAACAAUAAUUUCUUAGGGUUGUAUUAUUAUAGAAUUUAGAAGAGCAAUUUAAAGCAGCAUCAGAUUAUGCUGAUGGUUACCUUAGGUUAAGCAUAAUUAGGGCAUUAUUUUGUAACUCAUCCUUUGGAAGUAGAGUUCAGUACUGUGCAAUAUGGGACUUAAGCCUUAUUUAUUAAUAGUCCCAAAGGGUACUGCCGCAGUUCUGAAAGACUUGAUAUUGCCAACAGGUAUGUUGACUGCAUACUGCCAUAGUCUACCGACUUUGAUUAGUUUUGCAUUCUUGCCCAGACAGAGGCCUUUGAUCUGGCUCGGAACAGAUUAGAGGCUGCCAUUGCAAUGUCAUGAUUAAUUGUUGGAGAGAAUGCAUGAAAGUGUGACUGCCACAUGCACUGGAGGAUUGUUGCUGCCAUGGUAAAGUGUCAGCAGGUUAUCACUCAACAUUGGAUUAUAAGCUCAUAUUGACAUCUUUUUAUCAUCUAUGCAAUAAGGCAGUAAUAUGAAAUAAACUUUUCUCAUUA
Messenger RNA from Cherax quadricarinatus, 3998 nucleotides. NCBI's taxonomy places the organism in Eukaryota, Metazoa, Arthropoda, Malacostraca, Decapoda, Parastacidae. The record is from RefSeq and is a predicted model, not a curated record.